ACACCGGUGUUAAAGUCUGCAAAACACGUGCACUCUUCGUUAAUUUUUAGGUUGGUAACAAAAAUCAACUGAGAGUUUGAUAUUACCGCUUAAUUUUUGGGGGUUAUAAUUUUUACAUUUCCGUUUUUACCUCUGCAUGUUAAGAUCACCUCCAAGUUGGACUCCAUUAUUAAUACAUUAAUCUGAAUUAAAGGUUGGCAAGAAAAGCGAAGUGUCAAUUUUAGAUUGGCGCUUAUUUUUUGAGGUUAUAUUUUUUAUGUUCCCGUUUUUCGCCAUUUGCACAUCUCGUUCGCGUUGAGGUCACCUGCAAGUUAUUCUUCGCCGUUUAAACACCAAUCUACAAUCAAGAUGCCGAAAUCUCCCCCAAUCAGCAUCAAAGGAAAAUCCUACAACGACCUCCACAACUUAGGAGCAAGAUCUUAUCUCGCCAAAGAUUACGCCGAGGCGGUCUUGUAUUUUUCAAAAGCAAGCGAAUUGGGUGUGAAAAAGCUUGGGGAUCAAUUACACGAUGAGAUGGCUGAUAUUUAUUUGUUAUAUGGAAAGAGUUUAUUGGAGUUAGCUCGCAUGGAAGGAGACCCAUUUGGGGAAAAUGUUCCAAAGGAAGUUGUAGUUGGUGAAGAGGCUGAGGAAGAAGAAGAUUCUAGUGAUGAUGAGGAUGCUGAAAAAGUUCCUGGUGAAAAAGGUGAUACCGACAAAGGUGAUGUUGAAAAAGGUGAUGCUGAAAAAGGUGAUGCGAAAAAAGUUUCUGAGAAUGAAACUGAAAAAGUCGCUGAUGGUGAAGAGAAAGAUGAAGACGAAGAAGAGGAAGAUAUUUCUGGCGAGGAGGAAGAUGAUGAUGAAGAAAACGAUGAAAUGGAUAAUUCAAAAAAUGAGCAAAUUGAAGGAAUUGAGUUAAAUGGUGAAGAAAUUAAUUCUACCUCUGAAAAUAAAGAGAAUGAAGGUGGUUCAAAAAGCCAAGAAGAAAACGGAGAAGAAGAAGAACCAUCCGAUCUCCAACUAGCAUGGGAAAUUCUUGAACUAGCCAAAAUAAUUUAUACAAAACGUGAAGAUCGCGGAAAAAAAUUUUUAGCAGAUACUUUAAUAACAUUGGGAGAAAUUUCGAUGGAAAGCGAAAAUGUCCAAGCUGCAAUGACCGAUAUAAACGAAGCAAUCGCCGUGUUAGGAACACUAGAAGAUAAAAAUAAUCGUAUGUUAGCAGAAGCUUAUUAUAAACUAGGAAUGGCUGUUGCGAUGGAAAACAAAUUAGAUGAAGCAAUUGAUUAUUAUAAUAAAUCAAAAGAAGUCCUUGAAAAUCGUAUUAAAGAUUUAGCAGGUUCCGAAAGGGAGCUUCACAAAGCGGAAGUGAAAGACAUGCAAAAAGUGAUUCCGGAAAUUGAGGAGAAAGUCGUCGAUUUAAGGAAUUUUAAAGAGGAGCAAUUAAAAACGUUGGAAGAAUCAAAUUCCGUCGUAGCCGAUGAUGAAUCCGAUAAGAAACCCAACGACAUCUCGCAUUUGGUGAAACGCAAACGAAAAUCAGAACCCGAGGACGCAAGCGCAAAUCCUCCUCCACCCAAGAAACCUUCGCUAGGUUAAAUCCUUAGUAUUUCGUUGAAUCUCGUAUUAUUAUUUUUUUUGAUUUACCUCUAGCGCGGGAUUCUUUUUCUUUGGGUGAAAACACUCGAAAAGAAACACGUUUUAAGUGUUAAUGAUUAUUAUAAUAAUUGUGUUUCACCCCGUUACAGUUUUCCUAGGUUUUAAAUGUUAGUGUUAAUGAUUAUUAUCUCGUAGUUGCGUUUCAUUCCGUUACAGUUUUCUAUUUUUUUUUUAUAUAAAAUAAACAGUAAGUUAACUUGA
Molecule: messenger RNA, 1833 nt
Organism: Onthophagus taurus
Lineage: Eukaryota; Metazoa; Arthropoda; Insecta; Coleoptera; Scarabaeidae
Gene: Nasp
Product: Nuclear autoantigenic sperm protein
Biological process (GO): CENP-A containing chromatin assembly; DNA replication-dependent chromatin assembly
Cellular component (GO): nucleoplasm
Molecular function (GO): histone binding
Source: RefSeq, a predicted model, not a curated record